Anopheles stephensi (Asian malaria mosquito) is the source of this 472-nucleotide messenger RNA. RefSeq lists its product as uncharacterized. Lineage: Eukaryota; Metazoa; Arthropoda; Insecta; Diptera; Culicidae. Gene Ontology annotation, cellular component: cytosol. The coding region runs from base 83 to 400 and encodes 105 amino acids. The record is from RefSeq and is a predicted model, not a curated record. The transcript is spliced from 2 exons.
UUGUCCAGCGUUUGCAGGGUACAGUGCUCUGUAGGAUCUCGCUCAGUUCUAACCAACCUUCUCAAACACCAUCAGCAUCAUCAUGAAGUGCGACGCAGUGAUCGAGAAAAUUAAGGCCCGCGUUGCCUCGAUCGACCCGAACGGUCCGCGUAAGGUGCUCGGUGUGUUCCAGCUGAACAUCGAGGCUGCCGAUGGCAUGCACGAGAUUGUUGUCGAUCUGAAGGCACUGAAGGUGUCGGACGGUAAGGCCGGAUCGCCCGAUGUGGUGAUCAACCUGAAGGAUGAGGACUUCAUCGCCAUCGGUACGAAGCAGGUCCCGGUGAAGGAUGCCGUCGCCCAGGGCAAGGUGACGAUGACUGGCGAUCAGAACCUCUUCCAGGCCUUGGUUGAUGCGAUCUAAACAAAGAGACUGACUGAAUCGAUAAAAAUAAAGAUUUGGAGCACUGGUCGUUCUCCCUUUUCCUCCAAGCAA